AUGGAAGAUGAGCGGAGCUCAAAGCGGCAAAAGGUCGAGAAAGCUCCCAAGAUGCCUCCGGCCUCAACGCUUAACGAUGCCGCCAUCUCAGCGGAGGAGCCGCGUCCGCGUGCUCCGCGGAGCUAUCAGCUGGAGAUGCUGGAUGCUAGUCUAGGAGGUAACGUCAUCGUGGCCAUGGACACUGGAAGCGGUAAAACAGAGAUUGCCAUUCUUCGCAUAGAAAAGGAGUUGGCCACCUGUUCCCCUCAGAAGCUUGUCUGGUUCCUGGCGCCCACAGUUGCGCUCGCUGAACAACAAUACUCCGUUAUCACCGCGCAGCUACCAGCCUUCCAGGCCCGGAUCCUAACAGGAGCCGACAAUGUCGACCACUGGUCCACCAAGAAAAUCUGGGAUGGUAUCCUCCUGAAUAUCCGGAUUCUCGUCUCAACACCUCAGGUGUUGCUGGAUGCAUUAUCCAAUGGCUUCGUUCAAUUGAACCGUAUAGCAUUGCUUGUUUUUGACGAAGCGCACCGCUGUAUCCGCAAUGCCCCUGCAAACAAGAUUAUGCGAGAUUUCUACCAUUAUGGCUUGCAACAGAAGGGAGGAAAGGAGGACUUGCCACAUGUGCUGGGCCUCACUGCAAGCCCCGUUACCAAAGCUGACCGCUCCUAUCUCAAGACUCUGGAAGAUAAUCUGAAUGCUACCUGUGUGACCCCAAAGAUUCAUCGGGAUGAGAUGAUGCAGUACGUGCAUUUGCCUCAAUUUUAUAACAUUGAAUACCAAAUAGAUAUUAUUAAUUAUCCAUCUACAUCCGACAAUCUUGACGAGAUCAUAAAUCGCCUUGAUAUUUGGAAUGACCCUUAUGUCAAGUUUAUGCAACAGAGGGAUGAUGCUAGGAGUAGGCAAAAGCUCUCCACUGCUAUGGCAAAUAACAAAACACCCUGUCUGAACCAGCUGCGACGAUGUCGCAACACCCUUUCCACUCUUCUUCAGGAGCUUGGCCCUUGGGCUGCGGACACCUUCCUUGCAAAAUGCAUAAAACAGCUUAAAGACAAAAAUAUAGAUAUCUUUGAAAGUAACCGGUCAGAUUGGGAUAAAAAAGACGAUCUGUAUAUAUCCGAAGCUCUCCUCAAGAUACCGAUGAAUCACCAAAGGGACAUUUUGAAUACAGUACCGGAGGAAAUUUCGACAAAAUGUCGCCGUCUGAUCACGUUUCUGCAAAAGGAGCACAAUGAGAGCUCUAUUGGAAUAAUAUUUGCAAAAGAAAGAGCCACAGUCACUAUGCUUGCUCACUUAAUUAAGAUGCAUCCUCAUCUGGAACACAUUCGAGCGGCGGCGUUUCUGGGAAACUCAGCGUAUAUGUCUCGAAAGUCUGAUAUCACAGAGCUACAUAAGUCUAAUGAGCAAAAGACCACUAUUACCGACCUCCGUACUGCGAAAAUCAAUCUUAUUGUAACAACUGCUGUUCUUGAAGAGGGUAUUGAUAUACCUGUCUGUGAUGUUGUUGUUUGUUUUGAUCUUCCCAGCGAUUUACGAUCUUACAUUCAGCGAAGAGGAAGAGCAAGAAAGAAAGACUCUAAGUUUGCUCUCUUUGUGAGUUCCAGUGAUGUCUUAACCAUCAAAGACUUGCAUUCAAUGGAAGACGCAGUGAAACAACUAUACCUUGAAAAUCAACAAAGGCUUCAAGAACUCCGCAUUUUAGAAGACGUUGAGGAGUCAAGCUCUGAUAACUUCAGAAUUGAAUCAACAGGGGCGCUUCUCACGUUUGAAAAUGUGAUAAGCCACCUCUUUCAUUUCUGCGCCACCCAUUCUUGGGAAUUCACUGCUGCAGAGCCGGACUUUUUCAUUACCAUAGAAAGCAACACAACAAGGUCGGCGAAAGUUGUCCUACCAAGUUUUGUUGACCCGAAGCUGCGAGUUUUUCAUAGCGUCCAUGUAUGGAAAACCGAGAAAAUGGCCAAAAGGGAUGCGGCCUUCCAAGCAUACGUGGCAUUGUACCAAGCUGGACUAGUUAAUGAACAUCUAAUGCCAGCCCAUCGUCGUAAAGAUGACGAAGACUUUGAACAACAAAUCGAAAAGCGGCCAAGUUUCGCAAUGGUGUCUGAUAUCUACAACCCCUGGGCUAAAAUGGCCCGUAUUUGGCAAAAUAAACAGUUAUUCUAUACAUUUAUUGUCGACAUACAAACUGACUCCCAAAAGUUUCCACCGAUGACAUUGAUCCUUCCAGCAAAACUGCACUGUGAUUUUUCGUUCAAACUUUUCUGGAAUGAAGAAACAACUAUGGUCGUUUCUGUCAAACAUGACAACCAGAGAUUUAGCGCGGAGCUCAUCGAACACGCUGCCACCACAACUUCUAUUUUACUUUCGUCUCUAUAUUCUCAAAAGAUGAUAUCCGAUAAUCUAGAUUUUUCUUGGCUAUUCGUUCCCCCGGUAGAAUUAACCGAUAUCUCGAUUAAAGAGUGGUGUGAAUCCGUGACGGGAACCAUUAAUCUCAGCGGUUCUGUAGAACAGAAUCCUACUGAUCUUGAAAAUCUCGGCCUCGUGAGACGCCUUGAUUCUAGAUCUCGCCCCUGCGUAUUCGAAAAGUACAUAUGGCGAGAAUACGCCCCAGAGAAAGUUGAUGGUGUCGAUACAGAUGAAAAAAAUGGGGACCAGAUACUUCAUAUUGAGGGUUUAACCUGGCCGAAACGAACAGACUUUUUGCACCCACUAGCAAAUUUGGAUACCUCAAAAUCGCACCACACUGCAAAAUGCUGCCACGCGGCCAAAGAUUGUUUUAUUGACAAACUGCCAGCUCAUUACAGCCAGUUCACGUUGUUUAUUCCCUGUAUAAUCCAUAAUGUUGAGAACUACCUAAUUGCGGGUGAGCUAGCUCAAACGCUCUUGAGUGCCGUCAGGUUCAAUGACGUGUCCUUGGUUUUAACGGCAAUCAGCUCAUCCGUGGCAAGAGAAGCUUCCAAUUACCAGCGCCUAGAAUUUUUUGGCGACAGCCUUCUGAAAUUAUACACCUCACUCUCGCUUGCAGCGCAGAACCCUUUUUGGCCCGAAGGCCUUUUGUCAAACACGAAAAGUUUGAUUGUUUCAAAUGGUUAUCUUGCAAAAGCUGCAGUAAGAGCGCAAUUGGACAAGUUUAUUCUUACAAAGCCUUUCAGUGGUGCCAAAUGGCGACCAUCAUACAACACGGACUUCACUGCCUCAGAUGCCGCUGUCGCGUCUUCGAGAGAAAUGUCAACCAAGGUGUUGGCGGAUGUCGUCGAGGCUCUGAUUGGUGCAGCUAGCGUCGAUGGUGGGCAUGAAAAAGCAUUACGCUGUUUACAAAUAUUUCUUUCUGACAUCAAUUGGUGUUCAAUUGAUGAGUGUGUUACACGACUCAAUGAUGAAGCAGAUGAUUCUUUUGAUGCCUGGGGUAUUCUACCGGAACUGGAAAGGCUCUUGGGCUAUAAAUUUCUAAAAAGAACCCUCCUUUUGGCUGCUGUGACACACCCGAGUAGCAGAACUUCGGGGCAAUCGUACCAAAGGCUAGAGUUUGUGGGUGAUGCUGUUUUGGAUAAUAUUAUAGUGGAGGCAUUAUUUAACUCGCCGAGACAGUUUGCUCACUAUGAUAUGCAUCUCAUGCGAACGGCAUUGGUCAAUGCGGACUUCCUAGCCUUCCUGUGCAUGAACACGUAUGUGGAGCUAGACAGAGGGGAAGUGCUCGGGAGCGCCAGUAGAAAAAUUACGAUUGAAAUGACAAAGCAGAAAACUUAUCUUUGGACAUUCAUGCGUCACGCAGUGUCUUGGGAUAUAUCUCAGGCCCAACAGAGUGCCACGAAGCAAUACCAAGACUUUGGCAUUGACAUCACUCAACAACUUUGCUCCUCGCAAACGUAUCCCUGGUCACUACUCUCACGCCUGAGUGCCGCCAAAUUCUUUUCUGAUAUCAUAGAGAGCAUACUCGGUGCCAUAUUUAUUGAUUCUCGAGGCUCCAUGGACGCAUGUCGAAUUUUCCUUCAGCGUAUUGGCCUCAUGAGCUACCUUGAACGGGUCUUAACCGAGGACAUUGAUUUCAUGCAUCCAAAACAACGCUUGGGCCAUUUGGCGAACACUCUCCCAGUGCGUUACGAAACUAAGUCUGUACGAGACCAGGAGGGUGAACGAUGGGAAUGCACUGUUUGGGUUGCGGACAAAGAGAUUGUACGUAUCGAUGAUGGAGUAAGUGGCAUCGAGGCCGAGACAAGAGCCGCAGAUGCCGCAGUGGCAAUCUUGCGCGCAGAUAGUGAGAGUAGAUCGUCGUACGAUGCUAUGUCUGAAUGA
This is a messenger RNA of Ophidiomyces ophidiicola, 4272 nucleotides long. RefSeq names its product Dicer-like protein 2 (gene DCL2). The record is from RefSeq and is a predicted model, not a curated record. NCBI's taxonomy places the organism in Eukaryota, Fungi, Ascomycota, Eurotiomycetes, Onygenales, Onygenaceae. The transcript has 7 exons. The coding region runs from base 1 to 4272 and encodes 1423 amino acids. Gene Ontology annotation, molecular function: RNA binding; ATP binding; ribonuclease III activity. Gene Ontology annotation, cellular component: RISC complex; cytoplasm; nucleus. Gene Ontology annotation, biological process: siRNA processing.